This is a messenger RNA of Procambarus clarkii (red swamp crayfish), 1525 nucleotides long. RefSeq names its product probable glutamate receptor. The record is from RefSeq and is a predicted model, not a curated record. Gene Ontology annotation, cellular component: membrane. Gene Ontology annotation, molecular function: ligand-gated monoatomic ion channel activity. NCBI's taxonomy places the organism in Eukaryota, Metazoa, Arthropoda, Malacostraca, Decapoda, Cambaridae.
AGGGCUCCCUGACUUGUGAAGGACCGCAGGUGCUGAAGAAGACGCUGAGCCAGGCGAGGCAGCAGCGUCGUGUAUCGCAUAAACAGCCAUGGUGGGGACCACUUUGUUGAGGAUCGCUGCGGACCAUUGGGUGCCUUGGGUGCGGGCGGUGGAACACGACAACGGGACAUUCACCCUCGACGGCCCAAUGGACAACCUUCUCCAAACCUUGGCCUUGAAGCUCGACUUCCAGUACGAGCUGGUGCAUCCGCCGGACCGCGUGUGGGGCAUCCUGACCCGCGACGGAAACUGGACAGGGAUGCUGGGCAUGCUGCAGCGGGAGGAGGUAGAGAUCGCGCUGGGUCCGUUCGGUGUUUCUCGAGCGCGGGAAACUGUGUGUGACUUCUCCGAGCCCAUAUACGUGGACAGUUAUGCCAUACUGACAACCCGACCCCGUCUCGAGAGUGACUGGUCCGGAUUUCUCAAACCCUUCACCUCCAACGUGUGGUUGCUGGUGCUGAUGGCUUCUGUGAUCACCUGCGUGAUGCUGACUUUUAUCGCCCGGCAGGAGAGCAAGAUCUUCAGCACUCCUUACAGGUACUCCUUGGCUACCGCUGUCUUGUGGGUUUUGAAGUCGCUCACACAGGAUGGAAUGAAGGAACUUCCCAAGACUGACGGGAGCCGCCUGCUGGUGGUGACGUGGCUCCUGGUCUCCUUUGUCUUCAUGUCCUCCUACAGCAGCACCCUGACAGCCAAGCUCACCGUGCCUCGAGUCGUCAUUCCCAUCAACUCAGUGGAAGAUCUGGUGUCGCAGACCGCCAUGCCCUGGCGCCUGGAGUUCGGCACACUCUUGUUUCAAUAUUAUCAGGAAGCGACGGAGGGGCUGCCGAAGGCCGUGUUUGACGGCAGCGCGGGGACCUUCAAUGACUGCUGGACCGAUAGGAAGUUGAUUGCCCAAGGCCAAUUUGCCGGCAUCUGCGACAAGACCACAAUGAAGAUGGACAUGUCUUGGGACAUGAGCUCCACGGGACAAUGUCGCUUCUACAUCACUGGAGACUCCAUCUACAGCCCCGUCAUGAUCGCUGUGGCUUUCAAGACAAACUCUCCCUACAAAGAAAGAGUCGAUUAUUGGAUCUUGAGGCUGAGGGAGUCUGGUCUGAUCAACCUGUGGCUGAAGAAUGAGAUCGGUGACAUCUCGCAGUGCCUCCGGCCGCCCUCCGCCAGCGCCGCCACCCACGCCUCGGCCCUCGAUCUCGAUGCAUUCAUGGGUUCCUUCCUGGUGUUGGCUGGAGGAUUGGCGGCAGGGACGCUGGUGUUCCUGCUGGAGAUGUGUGUGGCCGCGACACUGAAGGAGCUCAACACAUACUGACGACGACGACGCUGCUGCUAAUACAACUUUCCAUGCCUGGGCAUCCUUAUAAAUGUAUUGAAAACAUGUAACUUUAAUGUUUGAAUAAUAAAAUGAUUUAAUUUCUCACAGUAUGAAAACAACCACUUGGGCUGGACGGUAGAGCGACGGUCUUGCUUCAUGCAAGUCGGCGUUCAA